UAUCUUAUAUUCCAUCAUGAUAGUUAAGUUAGCUGUAAAGGAAGUCUAAAUUGUGGAUCAACAUGUACGGGUGUAUUUGAUCUUUUUGACAUGCCAGCAGUCAAACAUCGCUAUUUCCCCAAUUAAUAUUUUUUUUAUUUUGAAAAUGAAUCUGCUUCAUGGUAUUGCACUAUUCACAUUGAUAUCAUUGAUGACCAGUGUGGACGGACAAACCAUGCUGAUAAGGAAUCAAACGUUUGCGUUGAAAUGGCAGUGUAAUAUUCCAGUUUUAGAGUCGCCUUACGGGGUGAUCGGAGGGAUCUCACUUGUCAUGUGUGCUGCUAGAUGUCUAGGGAACGGUACUCAGUGUGUUUCUUUCAUUUGGGAUAAAUCCGUACCUGCAAACGUCGCAUGUGGUCUACACAAGAUUUCGCCGGCCUCCCCCUGUCCCACAGCGAAUGUCAGCGAAACUUUCUCCUUAUAUGAAAAGGUAGAUGCCAACACAAUAUUGGGAAUAAGCACAACAACCACAGCGGAAACUACGACACAAAGCGUGCCUACAACGACACUAACUACGACACAAAGCGUGCCUACAACGACACUAACUACGACACAAAGUGUGCCUACAACGACGGUUAAUUCAUGUCAAAACUCAGGUACGUGGACUGGUGCAGUUUGUUUAUGUCCAAUAGGCUGUAGAGGAACAUUCUGUGAAAACUGCUAUACUGAUUGUUCGGAAGGAUGGAGCGACGGACUCACUGGCACCGCUGUUGUUUCUUACAUACAGCCCCUCAGUUCACCAACCGCAUUUCAAGUUUUGUGUAACUUUGACAACAGGGUCACGUACGUGCAAUAUCGUCGGUAUGGUAAUGUCAGUUUCAACAGAGACUGGCAAUCCUAUGUGGAUGGUUUUGGCGAUCUUGAGGGAGAUUUUUGGCUUGGAAACAAGUAUAUUCACCUCAUCACUGACCAGAAAUCUUAUACCUGUGGAGUGCGUUUAUAUGACGAUACUGACAUCUGGCAAUUUGAUUCAUACUCCGACUUCAAAGUAGAUUCAGAAAGCAACUUAUUUAGGAUCACAUAUACACCAUACAGCUUUGACUGGGGAAUGUCCCCUUCCGACAGCACAAAAGAUUCACGAAACCAGCCAUUCAGUACGCAUGACCGGGAUUCUACAGGAUGUGCCACAAUAGAGCAAGCUGGCUGGUGGUACAACACCGGAUGUACUAACGGAGCUAAUGUUAAUGGUGUAUUACCGUUUGAUUGGUCAUCAAUUACAGGUGUAACUAUGACUGGAUUAGGACUCUACUAAACAACAUUUCUAAUAACAGGUGUUAAUAAAACUGGAAUAGGGCUCUACCAAACACCAUUUCUAAUUACAGGUGUUACUAAAACUGAAAAAUUGAAUUUGUUAAACACCAUUUACUAAAACUGGAUAAGAACUCUACUAAACAACAUUUCUAAUUUCAGGUGUUACUAAAACUAAAAUAUGGCUUUACUAAACAUCAUUUCUAAUUACAGGUGUUAAUAAAACUGGAAUAGGACCUAACUAAACACCAUUUCUAAUUACAGGUGUACUAAAAAUUGAACAUGGCUUUACUAAACACCAUUUCUAAUUACAGGUGUUACUUAAACUUGAAUUGGGCACUACUAAAACACUUUUAUAUGUACUGGAUUUAAUUUCUUUUUAGGGAAACCGUAAUGUCACCUACUUCACAAAGAAGCCGCCGGUACCUCUUAUUGAUGCUUGAAACACUGGUAUGACUUGUCGAUAGAAAUCGCCAUAGUAUAUAUCGUAUGCUGAUUUCACUCCUCUUUCUGUGAUAAAUAUGUUGUUGUUUUUUUCUUCAUGAUUCUCAAAUGUGAUUUUGCGUUGUCUUGCAAUCAAACAUAACCCAUAUUAUCGCAUCAUUUAAUAAGGAAAUACAAUGAUGUAAUAUAAAUAAGACACGUGACAGACAUCUGUUAUUAUUGCUCUGUGUUGUAAAGGGUAUGCCAUGGCCGAAGAUGAUAUGUUUAACAUAGAAUAUAAAUACUAACUAAUUUGUAAGAGAGCACCCAUCCAUUGAUACAUAGAAUAUUAUUCUACUACAAUGUAAGUCUAGUCCUACCCUUGAUUGGGGCCGCGGUGGCCGAGUGGUUAAGGUGCCCCGACGCUUUAUCACUAGCCAUCCACCUCUGGGUUGCGAGUUCGAAACCUACGUGGGGCAGUUGCCAGGUACUGAUCGUAAGCCGGUGGUUUUACUCCGGGUAUUCCAGCUCUCCUCCACCUCCAAAACCUAGCACGUCCUUAAAUGACCCUGGCUGUUAAUAGGACGUUAAA
Molecule: messenger RNA, 2302 nt
Organism: Pecten maximus
Lineage: Eukaryota; Metazoa; Mollusca; Bivalvia; Pectinida; Pectinidae
Product: angiopoietin-related protein 2-like
Exons: 3
Coding region: 146-1291 (381 amino acids)
Source: RefSeq, a predicted model, not a curated record